Molecule: messenger RNA, 2651 nt
Organism: Osmia lignaria (orchard mason bee)
Lineage: Eukaryota; Metazoa; Arthropoda; Insecta; Hymenoptera; Megachilidae
Source: RefSeq, a predicted model, not a curated record
UUAUUAGCCUUGGAAAGAUAAUAAACAAUGCUUCUUUCAGUAAUUAUAUUAAUAUAUAAUAUUCGUAGGGUUUUAUAUGCACUUCCACAUAAUUACAGUUGAAGGAAAUUUUAGUUCGUGAAGUGGUCAUCAGUGUAAUUUUGUAAAAGAAUCUGUAUUAUACAGAAGAUGGCUGGUAACAGCUCUGAAGAUUCCCAAACAUCUAAGAACUAUAAAGAUGAAUCAGAUAUUAAUUGGAAUUCAAUGCUGCAAUAUGCUAAAUUACAACAACAAGAAUAUUAUGAACUUUUGGCAGAAUGGACAAAAUAUACAAAACAUGAAUAUAAAUAUUUAUAUCAGAAUAUUGGUUUUGCACUUUUUGGUCCACCAUCAGAUGCAAAAGAAGCAAAUACCAAAUUAGAUGAAGUAUGUGAAACAGGUGAUAUUAUUGGUCAGUUUCAUUAUAUACCUCAAGCUCAGAAAAUUAUAGAUAAAAUAUAUAAAAAAGUAUGUGAAUAUGGGGAAGGACAAGUGGAAAAGGAAUGUAUUCAUUUUGGGAUAAUUUUUAAUAUAACAUUUCGUACUAAAAGAAACUCUACCAAAGCAUCUAAGUCAGAUAAAAAAAAGGAAGAAAAUACUAAGACAGAAUCUAAAACAAAUUCGAAGGAAGAAAAGGAGGAAAAUUCAAAAAAGGAAAAGGAACAAGAUUCUAGCAAGGAAUCUGAAAUGGAUUUGCAGGCAACACCUAUUUUUAAGAUAAAAAGACUUAUAAGUGGCAAAAAUGAAAAGCCUUUACAUAGCGAAUGGUAUAUCGAUGCAUGGGCUAGAGUAUACCAAAACUGGACAGCUUAUAAAAAUAAUAAUACAUUACCGCAAUGCACUAUGGUUAUUCCAGUGCAUGGAUACUAUCAGCCUGAUCCAAGUUAUGAAAUAACUGAAGAAUACUCAACAGUAUGGUUAGAAGUUUUGGAGUCACCUAAAUGUUCCACUAGAUCCAGUAUCUUAAAUGCUAUGGAUACAACAUCUAAUGUAGUAGGUGUAGUUAGUUUGGGCUUAGGUAUUGCAUCUAUGUUCACGCCUCUUGCGCCAGUAACAUUAGGGGCAGUUGUAACUGCUGGAGUAACUGGUGCAUGGACAGCCGGUCGGUCAGUACAUCAUCUGGUGGACAGAAGCAUUCAUAUGGAAAGUAUUAGUGUAACAGACAGGGAUGCGUUAUGUUCGUGGUUAGCUAUAAGUGGCAGCGUAGUUGGUUUAGCUGCAAGCACAGGAACUAUGCUUCUGACAAAAGCUGCUCAGAACGGUAGUAAUAUAAGUAACAUUGUUAAAUUUGCUUAUAAUACAGUAGUUUUAAGUAAUUUAGGCAUCAAUGGUUGUGGGGUAGCGUUCAGAGCGUAUUGUAUGUAUAUAAAAUAUCAGGAAGAGAAAACAAUUAGAGUCAUAGAUGUGUUGUCUGUGGGAACACACAUUUUGUUCUUUGGUAAUGCAGCUUUAAAUUUCAAAUUCGCGGGAGAACUGAUCGAGACGACUCAAGGUAAAAUCUUAGAUGAUUAUAGAUCUACUUUGCGCUCUAAACGUCUUCGUAAAGCAUUCAACCGCGCAAAACGUACUGCCGCAGCAAACAACCAAGAUAAGAUGUCUGAGAAUGCCGAAGUGAUACGUUAUAUUAAUAAAAAGAUAGAUUUGCAACUAAAUCCUAACGCGCAAAGUAAUUUUACUGCAUCUUACAAUACCGUGUCCUUUGAAGGUGGAAAGAUAACAAUCAAUGGUAUUACAAUGUUAGAUCCUAUGAAAUUCGUUAUGAUACUAAAUGCGUUAGACAGGAAUCCUACCGAACGUAGAGCUUCAUCAAUGCCAGAAGAUAGGGACGCUGAAGAUACGCUUACCAGAUUAAGAAAUUUAUUAAUUCGUUUAUUGACAGAUGUAUUUACAAAAAAUGACAGUAGAGAUGCGACUGUCCCCAAUGUUGAAGAAUUCGACGAAGUUUGUCAAGAUAUGAAGUACAUGAAGGACGCAACAAGUGUCUUUCCUCUAAUAUUUCAAAUAGCUAUUAGGCUAUUAGAACAUGUAUAUGGUGUGAAUUUUAUCGACAAGGCAGUUCAUUUUGUAUGGUGUUACGUGAGAGAGAGUUUGAAACAAGUAUGUUUAAGUAUAUCUUCUUUUAUCAAUGAUGCAAAGAUACAAAAGAAAGUUAGUAAAACUGUAAUAGCUCUUUUUGAACAUAUGGAUGAGGUAGUAGAUGAAUUGUUGCCUGCUUUUACGAAAUACAUGAGAACCAAUUUAAAAGAAAGAUUUAAUUACUAUUAAAUGUUUUUGCACAUAUACAAUACAGAGCUAUUAAAGAGAUUAGUAAAAUUAAAUCUAUCGUACAAUGUACCUAGUAGUAUUCAAUUAAUGAAUAUAAUAUUUAUUUUUUAUAAGUCUUUUAAAGUAUAUUAAUAAGGCAAUCAUUAUUUUAUUCAAUCUGAACUUGAACAACUUUUAUAUUUCGGGACGCACAUUUAAUAAUACUAAUUUAUUUAAAAAAACAUAGGUGUAAUUAAUCUAACGACAUGUACUGUUCAGGUGUUUAUCACAUUUGUGCCUUAGAUUAAUUAUCUGACUACAAUAUGAUAACUUUGUAUACUGCAGAUACGUGAAGAUUAUUAAGAAAAUAAAAGAACGUUGGUAUGCAA